AUUCUUUAUGUGGUUUGCUGUUUGAAUGGGAAAGGCAGAGAAGAUCCAGGGAAGGUUGACACUUUGCAAAAAGACCGGACGCAAUCAAAAGGCAGACAGAGACAAGGGGACAGGCUGCUGAAAUAAGUGACCUCCUGAAUGCAGCAACUGUUUUCUGCACUGGAGAAAAGCCCAUGCUGGAUUCAGGGGAAAAGAAUGGAAAGCUAGGCUCCAAGUUUGCCGUAGCCCAGGUGUGUUGAUCUGUGAGUCCACACGCCAGGAUAUAUGUUGGAUGAGGGCUUGUGCUGCGGAACUUGGGCCAUGAAAGGUACUCUGCUGCUGGUCUCCAGUGUGGGUCUCCUGCUCCCAGCAGUGGGCAGCUGCCCCAUGAAAUGUGUGUGCCACCCAUCAUCAAACUCUGUGGACUGCAGUGGUCAGGAGCUGUCAAAGGUCCCCCCUGAUUUACCCCCAUGGACAGUAACGCUGCUCUUACAGGAUAACUGGAUCCACUGGCUUCCUGCUCUUGCAUUUCAGUCUGUACCACUGCUCACCACCUUAAAUUUAUCUAACAACUCUCUUUCAAAUCUGGCUGCAGAGGCUUUCUAUGGACUUCCCCACUUGCGGGUUUUAAAUGUAACCCAAAAUUCCCUGCUUUCCAUAGAAAGCAGCUUGGCCCAUGCCCUUCCUGGGCUCAGAGAGCUGGAUCUAUCAUCCAACAGCCUCAGCAUCCUCCCCACGUCUCUGGGCAAACCAUGGGAGAACCUGACCGUGUUUGCCGUGCAGCAGAACCAUCUUCUACAUCUAGAUCGUGAACUUCUAGAGGCCAUGCCCAAGGUGAGGCUGGUACUUCUUAAGGACAACCCUUGGAUUUGUGACUGCCACUUACUGGGUCUGAAACUCUGGCUGGAGAGAUUCACCUUUCAAGGGGGAGAAACAGACAGUGCCAUCUGCAGGCUGCCUGAACCCUGGAGGGGAAAGGCUCUCCUCUCCAUUCCUCACGAACUGUACCAUCCCUGUUCUCUACCUUCUCAGGAUUUGGCACCCUCACUAGUCCAGCAGCCUGGUUCUUCCCUGCAAGAUGCCCAGAAGUCUCCUGUGAAUAGCUCAGGGCAGCAAGAUCCCUUGGACUGUGAGGUCAAACCCAAAGCAAAGCCAACCAACCUGCGCCAUGCUGUGGCCACCGUGGUCAUCACUGGGGUGGUAUGCGGGAUCGUAUGCCUCAUGAUGCUGGCAGCUGCUAUCUACGGAUGUACCUAUGCAGCCAUCACAGCCCAGUACCAAGGGAGACCCUUGGCACCCGCCAGGAAGUCUGAGAAGAUGGGAAGUAAGGAACUUAUGGACAGUUCAUCAGCCUGAGAGCCUUCAUGUCCAAGGUCCUCUUGAUCACCGAGGGCCGGAAGAAAUGUCUGAGUGUGACUGAUGUGUUCGAUGCUCCUGUCCCAUGUUUUAUCUUCCAAAACAACCAAGGAAAAAAAAUGCAACCAAAAAAUAAAGUACUCAAUGGGAA
Molecule: messenger RNA, 1486 nt
Organism: Mus pahari (shrew mouse)
Lineage: Eukaryota; Metazoa; Chordata; Mammalia; Rodentia; Muridae
Gene: Lrtm1
Product: leucine rich repeats and transmembrane domains 1
Exons: 3
Coding region: 265-1335 (356 amino acids)
Biological process (GO): positive regulation of synapse assembly; axonogenesis; regulation of presynapse assembly
Cellular component (GO): membrane
Molecular function (GO): protein binding
Source: RefSeq, a predicted model, not a curated record